Verticillium alfalfae VaMs.102 is the source of this 984-nucleotide messenger RNA. Its product is annotated as NAD(P)H-dependent D-xylose reductase. Gene Ontology annotation, molecular function: aldose reductase (NADPH) activity. Gene Ontology annotation, cellular component: cytosol. NCBI's taxonomy places the organism in Eukaryota, Fungi, Ascomycota, Sordariomycetes, Glomerellales, Plectosphaerellaceae. Bases 1 to 984 code for a protein of 327 amino acids. The transcript is spliced from 3 exons. The record is from RefSeq and is a predicted model, not a curated record.
AUGGGCAAGUCAACGAUUACCCUGGCGUCAGGCCACGAGAUGCCUCUGGUGGGCUUCGGCCUGUGGAAAGUGCCCCGCGAGACUUGCGCCGACACUGUCUACAAUGCCAUCAAAGUCGGCUACAGGCUGUUCGACGGAGCGUACGACUACCAGAACGAGAAGGAGGCCGGCGAGGGGAUCCAGCGCGCGAUCAAGGAGGGGCUCGUCAAGCGCGAGGAUAUCUUCAUCACGACCAAACUGUGGAACAACUAUCACCGCAAGGAGCAUGCCAUCGAUAUGGCGAGGAAGCAGAACGAGGCCUGGGGUCUUGGCUACAUUGACCUCUUUCUCAUCCACUUCCCCUGUGCCCUGAAGUACAUUGAGCCCUCGAAGCUGCCCUACCCGGCCUGGUGGACCGAUGCCGAGCGCUCCUCUGUCGAAACUGACAAGGUCCCCAUCCGCGAGACGUGGGAGAGCCUCGAGUCGCUCGUCGACGAGGGUGUUGCCAAGUCCAUCGGCGUCAGCAACUUCCAGGCCCAGUCUCUCUACAAUGUCUUCACCUACAACCGCCACCCACUGUCGUCUCUGCAGAUCGAGCACCACCCCUAUCUCGUCCAGCCCGAGCUCGUCCAGCUCGCGCAGGAGAACAAGAUUGCCGUGACGGCCUACUCGUCCUUCGGCCCCCAGUCCUUCAUGGAGCUGCCGCCUGCGUUCAACAAGCGCGCCCGCGGCGCACAGGGUCUCUUUGAGGUCGAGUCCAUCAAGUCUCUCGCGGGCAAGUACGGUGUCACGCCGGCGCAGGUGCUCCUGCGGUGGGCGACGCAGAGGGGCGUCGCCGUCAUUCCCAAGUCGAACAGCCAGGACAGGCUGAAGCAGAACUUGGAGGUCAACGGGUUCGACUUGACGGCGGAGGAGCUGGAGAGCAUCUCGGAUCUGGAUCGGGGGUUGAGGUUCAACGACCCGGGAUUCUACCUGCCAGAUCACCCGCUGCGCAUUUUUGCUUAG